This is a messenger RNA of Glycine soja, 2137 nucleotides long. RefSeq names its product aspartic proteinase Asp1-like. Gene Ontology annotation, molecular function: aspartic-type endopeptidase activity. The coding region runs from base 499 to 1794 and encodes 431 amino acids. The transcript is spliced from 8 exons. The record is from RefSeq and is a predicted model, not a curated record. Lineage: Eukaryota; Viridiplantae; Streptophyta; Magnoliopsida; Fabales; Fabaceae. Gene Ontology annotation, biological process: proteolysis.
UUUGGUUGCAGUGUUGGAAGGAGGCAAGGAAGAAGUUUCCAAGAAGCUAAUGAAGAGUGUCUCAAAAGCUGAACUAACACACUUGUACAGUGCUUCCAGUUCCACCUUCUCUUCAUCUUCAUAUCCACUGAACUCCCAUUUCUUUCAUCUACUCUAAAGGGUUGUGAAUUGUGAUAAUCUUAGGAACCAGAAGUCAAAGCAUGAAAAGCAAUCCCACUUCCAAUGCCGAGGCUGUUCCUUCCUAAUCCCAAUCCCAAUCCCAAUCCCAAUCCAAGGUUGUCACUUAUAUUCCCACAAACUAACACCAACUAGAGAAGCAAAAGCAAUUUCCACGAACAAAACCAACUCUUUCAACAAGAAUAAAGUAUUUUUAUUUAAACUCAACCCCCUACACUCUUCAAUUUCUUUCAUUCAUUCAUACAUUUAAAUAAUAAAUAAAAAAUUAUAAGAAAGAAGAGUUUGGUUGGAUAGAUAGAGAGACUGAGGGGGAAAAAAAAGAUGAAGAUGGGGAAAGUUGUGAUGGUGGUUGCAGUGAUGGUGUUGUUCAACAUGUUUUAUUGUUCAGCUUGGUCUGGUGGUAACAAACACAAAAGUGGAAGGAACUCGAUUCUCCCAGGUGAAGCCAUUUCAUCAUGGCCGAGUCUAUUGAACCCUGCUGGCUCCUCUAUUGUGUUCCCUCUUUAUGGAAACGUUUAUCCUGUUGGGUUCUAUAAUGUUACUCUCAAUAUUGGUCAGCCAGCAAGGCCUUAUUUUCUUGACGUGGACACGGGUAGUGAUCUCACAUGGCUCCAAUGUGAUGCCCCUUGUACCCAUUGCUCUGAGACACCCCAUCCACUCCACAGGCCCAGCAAUGACUUUGUUCCCUGCAGGGAUCCCCUUUGUGCAUCCUUGCAGCCCACUGAGGACUACAACUGUGAACACCCUGAUCAAUGUGACUAUGAAAUUAAUUAUGCAGAUCAGUACUCAACCUACGGCGUGCUUCUCAAUGAUGUCUACCUUCUCAACUCUAGCAAUGGAGUCCAACUUAAAGUUCGGAUGGCUCUCGGAUGUGGAUAUGAUCAAGUAUUUUCACCUUCUUCUUACCACCCCUUAGAUGGACUGCUUGGCCUUGGAAGGGGAAAGGCCAGCUUGAUAUCCCAGUUGAAUAGUCAGGGCUUGGUACGAAAUGUGAUUGGACACUGUUUAAGUUCACAAGGAGGAGGGUAUAUCUUCUUUGGAAAUGCAUAUGAUUCAGCUCGAGUGACUUGGACUCCAAUUUCAUCUGUAGAUUCCAAACAUUACUCAGCAGGGCCAGCUGAACUUGUUUUUGGAGGAAGGAAGACUGGGGUUGGAAGUCUGACUGCUGUUUUUGACACUGGGAGUUCUUACACUUACUUCAACUCUCAUGCUUACCAAGCACUACUUUCUUGGCUGAAUAAGGAAUUAAGUGGAAAGCCCUUAAAAGUAGCACCUGAUGAUCAGACUUUAUCUCUCUGCUGGCAUGGUAAAAGACCUUUCACAAGCUUACGCGAAGUCAGGAAAUACUUCAAGCCUGUGGCACUUAGUUUCACCAAUGGUGGAAGAGUUAAAGCUCAAUUUGAGAUCCCUCCUGAAGCUUAUCUGAUAAUAUCUAACCUGGGAAAUGUUUGUCUUGGCAUUCUAAACGGCUUUGAAGUAGGGUUGGAGGAACUGAAUCUAGUUGGAGACAUAUCCAUGCAAGACAAAGUGAUGGUGUUUGAAAAUGAGAAACAGUUGAUUGGUUGGGGACCUGCAGAUUGCAGCCGUGUUCCAAAAUCCGGAGAUGUCAGUAUUUGAUUAUAAAAAAUACAUAGUUCAGCCAUGCAUAAGGAUGGUAUAUCAUUAAGAGAAUGAUGUUGUCCUGCAGUUUAUAGAGCAGGGUGAUAGUACUAUUAAAUACUAAUGUAUGUUCGCUUGUGAUUUGUGAAUACAGUCUUGUGUAUACUAUAUCGGUAUAUUGGAAUAGGUAUAGAGAUCCAUCAAGAUAAGGAUAUUAUUGUUGUGUUAGUGUUACAUUCUGAUUAUCGAAGUAAUUGGUUAUAAUUUAAAGGGUAAACACAAUGCAAGUUGAUGCAGUAUGGAUAUACAUCAAAUAUUCUGUAAUUACCUGGCAGAUCUCAUGGAUCUUUCUUUUCAGUUU